CCGGCAGAGCCCGGACCGGGACAGAGCCUCCCCCCCCAUGGUGGACACGGGGGACAGGGGGCGGCGCAGCCCCCCCAGGCUGGCACAGCACCGGCGGGACCUGGAGGAGGAGCUGCGGGACCUCAGCAACCAGGUGGCGGCGCUGGGGCGGAGCCUGGCGGCAGAGAGAGGGCGUGGCCUGGCAGAGGGCGGGGCCCUGCGUGCGCUGGAGAUUGCUGUGGGCGGGGCCCAGGCCCGGAUGGGCGGGGCCUGCAGGGCCAGGGACCGGGCCAAUGAGAGACUGCGGCUGCAGCAGGAGGCGGGGCAGCUGCUGUGGGCGGAGCUCCAGGCCGCCCGCGCUGCCCGUGCGGGGGCGGAGCUUCGGGCGCAGGAGGCGGAGUCACAGUGCCGGGCACGGGGGGAGGAGCUUCAGCAGCUGCGAGAGGCCGUGGAGGAGGCCCGGCAGUGCCGGCGCCAGGCGGAGCAGGAGCGGGACCGAGCGGCCGCUCAGGUGGGACACGGCCCCCGGCACAGUCCCCCUCCCGCUGACCCCGGGGGGCUGCAGGCGGCGCUGGAGGAGCUGCGGGAGCACAACCGGGGGCUGCGGGACCACCUGGGACAGCGGCUGGGACAGGUGCAGGAGCUGCGUGAGGCGCUGUCCCUCGCGGGGCAGCGGGCGCGGGAGGCCCAGGGUGCCCAGGCCCGGCUGGCACGGGAGCAGCGGGAGCUGCAGGAGCGGCUCCUGCGCCCCCCGGUGCCCCCCACGCCCCCCGAGAGCACCCUGAGGAGCCGCUGCCUCCACCUGCAGGAGCUGCUGCGCAGGGAGGAGGGGACCCGGCUGUCCCUGUCACGGGCCGCGCGUGUCACCGGCCGGCGCCUGCGGGCUCUGGUGGCCGAGGUGGAGGAGCAGCGGCUGCGGGGGGAGAGAUACCGGCUGCAGGCCCGUGCCAGCGAGGUGGCGGCGGGGCUGGUGGCGGCGCAGGUGGCGGCGGUGGCCGCGGGCACAGCGCGGGCACUGGCCCAGGGCCACGUCCUGCGCCGGCAGCUCGACCACGUCGGCGACGGCGCCGCGGCCACGGCGCGGAGUGUGGCCGUGCUCAGGGCCCGGCUCAGGUGCGACCCCCUGACCGUGUCCCGCACGGUGCGGCGGAUGCUGCGGGGGGGCGACAGCGGCGACAGCGGCGACAGUGGCGACAGCGGCGACAGCGACACCCCCCCCGCCACCCCCGGCACCCCCCCGCACAGCCCCGGGCCCUGGGGGGAGCUCGGACCCACCCCCAGCGCUGCGGGAGCCCCUCGAACCCCCCCCUGA
Molecule: messenger RNA, 1291 nt
Organism: Chiroxiphia lanceolata (lance-tailed manakin)
Lineage: Eukaryota; Metazoa; Chordata; Aves; Passeriformes; Pipridae
Product: myosin-11-like
Exons: 11
Coding region: 38-1291 (417 amino acids)
Cellular component (GO): myosin complex
Source: RefSeq, a predicted model, not a curated record